Xiphophorus couchianus (Monterrey platyfish) is the source of this 1533-nucleotide messenger RNA. Its product is annotated as sterile alpha motif domain-containing protein 9-like. NCBI's taxonomy places the organism in Eukaryota, Metazoa, Chordata, Actinopteri, Cyprinodontiformes, Poeciliidae. The transcript has 2 exons. The record is from RefSeq and is a predicted model, not a curated record. The coding region runs from base 110 to 1453 and encodes 447 amino acids. Gene Ontology annotation, cellular component: cytoplasm.
CGCAUCCGUCUUAAAGGUGGCCUCAAAUAAAUUUCCUCAAGAUCCCUUUUUUCCUCAAGCUCUUGCUCGUUUCUACUACAUAGAGCUAAAAUCAUACAAUCCAGCCGAAAUGUGGGCAAAAAGAGCAAAGCAAAGAGAUCCCCAAAAUUCCUUCAUCGCUGAUACUUUGGGUCAGGUCCACAAGAACCGCCUCAAGAGCACGGGAGAAACUUCCAACGCAAGACAAGUCUUGCAGGAAGCCAAAAAAGCUAUUGAGGCUUUCAAGCAUGAAGAAGAACUUGCGGAAGAAGGACAUCAGAUGGACACCUCUGGCGAUAACGCAGUUAGAUUCUCAAAUCUGUUCAACUGCAGAGGGCAGUUUGGGUUUAUACAGGUCUGCCACCUUCUCUAUGACUUGCUUGUGAAGAAAAACGAAACCUGGAAAGCAGUUCUUACAAAGAAGGAGUCCUUUGGCUCCGUCCUGGAAGAACUUGGCGACAACAAACUUUACAGAUUCAAUGAUCUGGUAAGCAAUCUUAAAGGAGACGUUCAGAAAAAAACUGAGUUUUUUGCUGCAUACCUGACCUUCUCAAAGCUCAGUAUAGAGAGAGAUGACCCUGAAUACAUUUCGGAAGAAACCUAUGAAUGUCAAAAGAAGUUUGUUGGUGACUCACCAUCUACAGAAGGCAACCUAACCAUUCCUCAAUGUAAGCAUGAGCUCCAGCAUCACCUGGCAACGACAUUCGCAGGAGUGCUUGGAUGCAUGGACAGAGAGUACUCUGUAGAUCUACUCCAGCGUAUAACCGAAUGUUGGAAAAAAAUAUGGUCAAAGACAAAGUCCAAAUCAGAUGUAGCCAACUUCCUUCUGGCUUACAUCUUGUCCCGGAGCUUGGGAGCAACCUUUCCCAAUUCUCCUGAAGCUUUAAUUCAAAGUUUCAAACAGGGAAUCCCCCCGGAUCACAGUGAUCCUCCUGAGCAGCACCUGCUGGCCUUACUCUUGUCCUGGCCCACAGACACUGAAGAUAAUGGUAGCUUUGACCUGAGCCAGAGAAUUCAGGAAAUGGGCCGCUCAUAUGAAAACGCAUACCUGAAGUACUUUAGAUCGAGAUACCUCCAACCUCUGUUUUUCAUCGGAAAAGGACAAGAUCUGGACAGACUUGUUCACAGAACCGUUCUCGAGCGGCUGUUCUUAGACCACAGCCACGGAACGGACCCAGACUGCAAAAUGAAAGACUGGAAAAAUGAGUACAUAUUCAAAGAUGACAACGUCAAAGAACGUCUGAUCAAGUUUGAAGGGGUAGUGAAGAACUACAGAGUGUUCCUUCGUAUUGCUAACAAAGAGAUUAAAAUUGAAGCCAAUCUACAAAGAAGUCUCUGGAAAGCACGGAACGUUUCCUUCUUCCUUGGAUUCACCAUCAGAGGUCCAGUGGCCUUUCACAUCCAGACUAAGGCAGAAAGAGAGUUCCAGAGCUGAGAGACUUGGAAGGUUGAGACCCAGUAGAACCAGUCUGAAGGCCCAUCAGCGCCACCCAGAGACAUUUGUUUUCUCUGAAA